Messenger RNA from Oppiella nova, 1262 nucleotides. Lineage: Eukaryota; Metazoa; Arthropoda; Arachnida; Sarcoptiformes; Oppiidae. The record is from the annotation of a GenBank genome assembly.
UUCCUAUUCCAACGCCUAUUAAUCCUAUCACUCGUACGACUCAUUAUAUAUUUGAAUAAAUUAUAUCAAGACUGCAAUGCAGUCAACACUUACUAUAGUGACCACGACUUCUACUUCUGUAUAAUAAGUGUUAUUUCACUCAUUUGUCCGCCAAUUGUGUACGCGUUUUAUUUGAUCGGAGACAGUCUUGUCAAGGAAAUACAUAUCAACCGCAAGGAUGUCAGCACUAAGACUGUCAACGGAUUACUGUUGAUUCCCUGGCAGAUCAAGAGGCAUUUAGAUGUCCUCCACUUUGUGGCCCAAAGGAUAUGUAUGUGUCGUUCCCCUCAGAGUGAGGAACAGGAGGACAUCGUGUCGAUGCAGAGGAACGCAGAAGUGUUGGAGUUUUUUGAGGACUUUUACGCCGGGUUUCUGCAGAUUUUGCUCCAACUCUACAUACUUUUGCUUCAAUUGGCAAAAACAGAUGGAUUUCAGACACAAGUUUUGAUAGGAGAGCUGAUCGGCUCCGGACUAUGCGUGCUAUCAAUGAUGAUAGCCGUCCGCCGUCGGGACGACGGUAUCCUCACGAGUGUCCUGUCAUUCGUCGGAUGGCUAUCGCUGUUCGUCUCGCGAGUUAUCGUCUUCUCACUGAUCGCCUCAAUAAUAGGCAUUUAUGUCGUAAUCCUGGCGCUCAUCCACGCCCUCUCCAUCAGUAUAUGGGUCUACAACAUAGCCAUAGAGUCUCACACGACGGCCACCUCCGGCCCCACUGUCGACCAAUGGACAACCCGUCGACGCGUAUCGAUGUCUAUAAUGGUGUUCCUAUUCUUCGGGUUGCCAUCACUGCUCAUAUGGCCGAUCAUGUUUCAGCUGAAGGAGAACCUCCGGCCCCUCAAGUUCUUACUGAUCGUAGCCCUCGAGAACAUCGGUCUCCUUAGCGUAUGGUUUGCCGUUCAGUUCAGUAGAGGGACGACACUCUCGCAGUUGACGGACACUCACCACUGGAUGGUCAUCGGGGCGGUGGUCGGCACACUCGCCAGCGCUCUAUUCCUCACCGGUUACGUGGUCUGUAAGCCUAAGCUCACGGAUCAGGUGGUGUUGCAUAAGAUGCGGGCCAUGGACUCCGAGAGUUAUGGCAUUUAUUAUGAAUUCUGUGAUAUUGUCUUCAAACUACCCAACACUGAGUGGAUUGAACACGACUUGGAGGCCGUCUCUAAGAUGAACACAUAGUUCGCAAUACCUGUGCGUUUCGAGAUUAGGUCAGACCUACGCUGUAAUCAGUA